UAAGGCACCAUUAAGGCGCCUUAUAAAAGAAAUUGCAAAAAGUAUCAAACCCGGGAUAAGGUUUCGGGCCGGCGUAAUGGAUAAAAUCCAAGAGUCGUCAGAGAAACAACUACGAUAUCUCUUUAGAGAUGCAAAUUUAUGCGCAUCUCAUGCAAACAGGACGACAUUGAUGCCAAUAGACCUCGAAUUCGCAUCACAAUUUCUUUUACAGAAAUAUGAUUGUAUUCAGAAGAUGCAUAUUAUCAAAACUACUGAGGAUGACAACCUUAAUAAUGAUAGUCUAGCUCAACUUAUUGAAGCUCAAAAUCAAAUCAAAGAAUUAUACAUUUUUUUAAAAAAUUAUAUAGUUUUUUCUGAUAAAUUAAUAAAUGCAGUUUCAAAACAUUCAAAUUCAAUAAUCGACUACAAAAGUAUUGGAAAGAGUAAUUUAGAUCUUCUAUUAGUACAGAAAUUUCAAAACCUAGAGUAUCUAAACUUAAAAAGUAAUAAAAAUAAUUGA
This is a messenger RNA of Entrophospora candida, 499 nucleotides long. The record is from the annotation of a GenBank genome assembly. NCBI's taxonomy places the organism in Eukaryota, Fungi, Glomeromycota, Glomeromycetes, Entrophosporales, Entrophosporaceae.